Messenger RNA from Penicillium coprophilum, 1455 nucleotides. RefSeq names its product Ergosterol biosynthesis ERG4/ERG24. The record is from RefSeq and is a predicted model, not a curated record. Gene Ontology annotation, molecular function: Delta24(24-1) sterol reductase activity. Gene Ontology annotation, biological process: ergosterol biosynthetic process. The transcript is spliced from 2 exons. Gene Ontology annotation, cellular component: endoplasmic reticulum membrane. Lineage: Eukaryota; Fungi; Ascomycota; Eurotiomycetes; Eurotiales; Aspergillaceae. The coding region runs from base 1 to 1455 and encodes 484 amino acids.
AUGGACGACCAGCCCGACUCUUGCCGAAAGCCUGACAGCUCGACUGUUGUCAGUCAUACAAAUUCGCGCGCAGAUUUCAAGAAAGCGCAACUCGCUGGCGGAUGGAUACCCGGCAUGGAUAUCAAAGUGGACUACUCGGAGGAGUUUGAAUUCGGUGGUUCACUUGGAACACUGGCACUCAUGAUUGGCUUCCCGUUGCUCAUGUGGUACAUGUGGAUCGGCGCUACCUACUAUGAUGGGAAGCUACCUCUGCCAAAAAGCGGAGAGACCUGGGCUGACUUUGGGAAACAUCUGUGCUACCUGGUUUACACUGGUGCAUUCCCGCACUUGAGGGCGUGGCGCAUCUACUGGACAUACUACAUAUUUGAGGCUGCAUGCUACCUCUUCAUGCCUGGAUUUAAGUGCCAUGGGAAGCCUCUUCGCCAUUUGAAAGGCAGAUCGCUGGAGUACUAUUGCUCGGCCUACACUAGUUUGUACUUCACAAUUUUCGUCAUGGCCAUUCUGCACUGUACCGGACUGUUCCCAAUUUACACCAUCUUGGAUGAGUUCGGUCCUCUCAUGUCGGUGGCGAUUCUUUCUGGGUUUCUCGCCAGCUUUUUCGCUUAUUUCUCUGCAUUUGCUCGCGGUGCAGAGCACCGCAUUACGGGAUACCCAAUCUAUGAUUUCUUCAUGGGAGCCGAACUGAACCCUCGUUUAUUCGGGAUCCUGGACUUUAAGAUGUUCUACGAAGUCCGUAUCCCAUGGUUCAUGCUCUUGGGUUUGAGCUGCGCGGCUGCCACUCGCCAAUAUGAACUCUACGGGUACGUCUCUGGUGAGGUCUUGUUCCUUCUCAUGGCGCAUUUCCUUUACGCCAACGCCUGCGCCAAGGCAGAACACCUCAUCACCACAACAUGGGACAUGUACCAGGAGAAGCUAGGAUUCUUGCUGAUUUUCUGGAACAUGGCCGGUGUCCCUAUGUCUUAUUGUCACUGCAUUCUGUACCUAGCUAGUCGCCACCCGUCGACAUAUGCGUGGGACAAAGAUGUGUUGACGCUAUUUUUUGUGUCCUACCUUUGCGUCUACUGGGUCUGGGACACUGCAAACAGCCAGAAGAAUGCCUUCCGCAUGGCAGAACAAGGAAAACCAGUGAAGCGCAAUACAUUCCCCCAGCUACCUUGGCGACAUGUUUACAACCCAAAGACACUUGUGACCGAGGAAGGCGAUACUAUCUUUGUUGAUGGAUGGUAUGGGUUGGCUCGCAAGAUCCAUUACAGCUGUGAUAUGUUUUUCGCUUUGUCAUGGGCAUUGAUUACUGGGUUCGACAGCCCCCUUCCCUGGUUCUACCCAAUCUUCUUCGCGGUCAUGAUUGGCCAUCGGGCCAUGAGGGAUAUCCAUAAAUGCAAAGUCAAGUAUGGGAAGACGUGGGAUGAGUACGAGAAGCAGGUUCCAAACCUUUUCAUUCCGUACGUGAUCUAA